Molecule: messenger RNA, 1764 nt
Organism: Mandrillus leucophaeus (drill)
Lineage: Eukaryota; Metazoa; Chordata; Mammalia; Primates; Cercopithecidae
Gene: MTMR1
Product: myotubularin related protein 1
Exons: 14
Coding region: 155-1735 (526 amino acids)
Biological process (GO): phosphatidylinositol dephosphorylation
Molecular function (GO): phosphatidylinositol-3,5-bisphosphate 3-phosphatase activity
Source: RefSeq, a predicted model, not a curated record
AGGAUCACAUGUUGAAUGGUGUAAACAGCUUAUAGCUGCUACAAUUUCUAGUCAGAUUUCAGGUUCAGUGACAUCAGAAAAUGUAUCCAGAGAUUACAAGGUUUUCAGGAGGCCUGAUAUAAGGGCUCUAAGGGAUGGAAAUAAGCUGGCACAGAUGGAAGAGGCUCCACUUUUUCCAGGAGAAUCAAUUAAAGCCAUUGUGAAAGAUGUCAUGUAUAUCUGUCCAGUUAUGGGAGCAGUGAGUGGAACCCUGACAGUGACAGACUUUAAGCUGUACUUCAAAAAUGUCGAGAGGGACCCACAUUUUAUCCUUGAUGUUCCCCUUGGAGUGAUCAGCAGAGUUGAGAAGAUUGGAGCACAGAGCCAUGGAGACAAUUCCUGUGGUAUAGAGAUAGUGUGCAAGGAUAUGAGGAACUUGCGGCUUGCUUAUAAACAGGAAGAACAGAGUAAACUAGGGAUAUUUGAAAACCUCAACAAACAUGCAUUUCCUCUUUCUAAUGGACAGGCACUAUUUGCAUUCAGCUAUAAAGAAAAAUUUCCAAUUAAUGGCUGGAAAGUUUAUGAUCCAGUAUCUGAAUAUAAGAGGCAGGGUUUGCCAAAUGAGAGUUGGAAAAUAUCCAAAAUAAACAGUAAUUAUGAGUUCUGUGACACCUACCCUGCCAUCAUUGUUGUGCCAACUAGUGUAAAAGACGAUGACCUUUCAAAAGUGGCAGCUUUUCGAGCAAAAGGCAGAGUCCCUGUGUUGUCAUGGAUUCAUCCGGAAAGUCAAGCAACAAUUACCCGUUGCAGCCAGCCACUUGUGGGUCCCAAUGAUAAGCGCUGCAAAGAGGAUGAAAAAUAUUUGCAAACAAUAAUGGAUGCUAACGCACAGUCACACAAGCUUAUCAUUUUUGAUGCUCGACAAAACAGUGUCGCUGAUACCAACAAGACAAAGGGUGGAGGAUAUGAAAGUGAAAGUGCUUACCCAAACGCAGAACUUGUGUUCUUGGAGAUCCACAACAUUCAUGUCAUGCGAGAGUCACUACGCAAAUUAAAAGAGAUUGUGUACCCUUCAAUCGAUGAGGCACGGUGGCUCUCCAAUGUGGAUGGGACGCAUUGGCUGGAAUAUAUAAGGAUGCUGCUUGCUGGGGCAGUAAGAAUUGCUGAUAAAAUAGAAUCCGGGAAAACAUCUGUGGUGGUGCAUUGCAGCGAUGGUUGGGACCGAACAGCCCAGCUCACAUCUCUGGCUAUGCUAAUGUUGGACAGUUACUACAGGACCAUUAAAGGAUUUGAAACUCUCGUAGAAAAGGAGUGGAUAAGCUUUGGACACAGGUUUGCACUGCGAGUGGGCCAUGGUAAUGACAACCAUGCUGAUGCUGACCGAUCUCCUAUAUUUUUGCAGUUUAUUGAUUGUGUUUGGCAAAUGACAAGACAGUUUCCUUCAGCAUUCGAGUUUAAUGAGCUAUUCUUGAUUACAAUUUUGGAUCACCUUUAUAGCUGUCUUUUUGGGACCUUUUUGUGCAACUGUGAACAGCAGCGAUUCAAAGACGAUGUAUAUACAAAGACGAUAUCUUUAUGGUCGUAUAUCAAUAGCCAGCUAGAUGAGUUUUCUAAUCCCUUCUUUGUGAAUUAUGAAAACCAUGUGUUAUAUCCUGUUGCUAGUCUGAGUCAUUUGGAAUUGUGGGUAAACUAUUAUGUACGAUGGAAUCCACGGAAGAGACCUCAGGUAUCUUUUUGUUUUUCUUUUCAUGAAUGAGAGAGUAUGCUUUUUUUUCCAAGUAAAGA